Symbiodinium sp. CCMP2456 is the source of this 210-nucleotide messenger RNA. Lineage: Eukaryota; Dinophyceae; Suessiales; Symbiodiniaceae. The record is from the annotation of a GenBank genome assembly.
AUGCCGGCUCCGGGAGAUUGUCAUUCAGCCAAUUCCAGCGGGCGUUGCAAGAGGACUCGGCGCCACUUGCCGAGGCCGGAGUACCCAACGUUUUCGUUGACCAGGCAAAAGCAAUCAUUGCCGAUAACUGUGGAUCUCCCCUGCCCCCAGAAGACAGACGAGGUGAUCAUAAUCGCCCACGGACGGACAUUUCCAACGAGGAUUUCGUGA